CUCCCCUCCCCACAUGCUCAGUCAGAGACAUUGUGCUGCUGUGUCAGUGACAGUCUGAGAGUUGCAGGGCUAGGAUGUACACCGCUACAGCUGUAGUGCAGCCAUAAAAGCACGUGUGAGGAGUGGCAUUGAGCACAUCACAGGAUUAGAGCGAACCCAGCACUAACACCAUAUCACAAGAGCAUGUCUGUCUCUAUCACAGUAAGUCCUUUGUAUUGUUCUGGAUUAUUUGGACACGUGGAGAUAACAGUCUAACAGCAAAUCUGCGUAUCUGUGAUACAGUCCUGAAUGUGUUGAUUGAUAACUGGAGAUCUAUUAUUGCUCAUAGACUUCUGAUCUAUAGUGGGACAGCUAUUACUGGAGUACUUAUCCAUGCGGGAUGAACAUUAAAGUCACUGAUCAUAUUCAUUUAUGACUCUUACAUCACAUUAGUAGCCUGCGGAAAACCCUCACUUGGACAUCUGUAAUUACUCUUCUGGCAAUGCCUGAGAAAUCUUUGUCUUUACUGAAUGAAUUGAUUACCCUGAACUGAAGACCCCACAAGCCUUAUCUCCUGCCCUCAAUACCUAAUCUACUCAGAACAGGACUUUCAGGAAUGGCUGCAAAUAAGGUUGGGAAGAGACUGAUCAAUAAAACCCAUUCUCCGUCCAGGAGCCGAGAUUCAGGACAAGCCAUACAGCGGAGACAAGCCAGAGUCACGGUGAAGUAUGACCGCAAGGAGCUGCAGAAAAGGCUGGAUGUGGAGAAGUGGAUAGAUGACAGUAUUGAGCAGCUAUACCAGGGCAGGGAGAUGGACAUGCCAGAUGAAGUGAACAUUGAUGAUCUCCUGGACAUGGACACAGAUGAGCAGAGGAGAAGCAGCCUACAGGUCACCCUCCAGUCUUGUACUAACAGCACAGAGGUAUUCAUACGGGAUCUUCUGUUCAAGUUAAAAGGACUUCAGAAACAGACUCUGCUGAGGAAGAACGGACUGGAGGUCAGGACUGAAGAGCAGAUUCAGGAACAUCUGUGACCCCCACAAAAUUGAAAUCUGUAUAUACUGAGGGGCGAAAGUCAGCGUGUAAAGUGUGCUGAGCAUACCUACAAGACCAGCUGGAGAAUUAGAACGACUGUGUGACCCUCAGGACAUUGGCGGUUACUCCCUGUGAUCACCCGUGUUCACGUAUCCAUUUCACUCACUUCAAGACGUUUCCUCAAAAACACUCGUUUUCAUAUUAUAGGCCUGAAGCCUGAGCCAGAGAUGACAUCAUAUUGCAUUAUCUCUUGUUCUUCACUAAAUGGCACAGAAUUGAUGUAUUAUACAGCCAUAUACCAUUGCUAUCCUUAAAAACCACAUACUGAAAUGGAAGGAAAUACAUUCAGAUCCUUUAUGGAAAUAGUUCCCAAAUAUUAUCUGUACCAUGCGUGGGAAUCCAUAUUAUAGACAGAAUCUAUAGCUAGCUUUUUGAAGGGACCUAGUAACAUUGUGGGAUAUUGCAUAAAAAGUUACGGCGGUCAUUCGUCAGCAACCCCGAUUCCCUGAUCUGCUGAUGAUUGCCGAUCCGUUGGGGAAUCUGGGAAAUGAAACCUAUUUAAUGUUCCCAAUUCCGCGACUCAGUUGUCAGGGGAUCGGGACAGUGCAGCAAUGUAUUGCUAAUGUAUGAGGGCUGUUAUUUAGCAAAUUCCUAAUGAUUUGAUAAGCUGCAUGAGUUAGCCCACAAAAUGGCUGCUGCCUCUAUGUGUAAGUGACAGGCCCACCUUAAUAACUUCUGGAUUUUGCCAGUUACUGCCUACAUACAGCAUGGGACAUAAGGUAUACAGCUUAGCUAUGCAGAUGAUCCUGUGGCACCAGGCUAUGGUUUUAUUUGUUUUCAGUGAUUUUAGACCUUGGUGAGAGACGGCUACAGGUCAGCUGGUUUGGAUGAGGACAGCCUUUUAAGUCCUCUCAAGCAUCUGGUCAUAGGUUUGGGAAUUAAAAUCGCCAUCUUCAUCAUAAACUGUGCAGUGUUCCCACUAAGUGGACUUGGAUAUGAAGCAGGCAAGUGCUUACUCUGAAGGUAUGGAUUGGGAAAUUGCCGAUUAGGGCAACCCAGCUGAAACAUACUCUCACCACUACAAGUUCAGUUUUCAGUUUCUAGAUCUCUUAUUUUUGAGCAAAUGUUUGCAAACUGUGAAGCAGACCACUUUGUGGGGACAGGAAAUACACAAAAGUUAUCUAUUAUUAUUGAGCAUCUCAAAAACAUUCAGUUAUCCUCGUUCCUCAGUAAAUGGGCACCAUCGCAUCUAUUUGGCAGACUUGAGCCGCAAACAGCUGUAUCUGAUUUGACCACUCGUGACUCAAUUGGACACUGAUGCAGCCCAACCCCUGGAUCUGCUUGUGUACAGUCUCCCUUGAAGGAUGAGUCUUGUGACACAGAUAUCACAUGAAUAGUGAAGAAAUUAUUAGUAACUGGGAAUCUGUCUUCCUCUCCUGUGCUGCACAACUAGACCCAUCUUUCACUGGCUGUCACUGAGAAUGGCCGCAGGGCUAAAACAUUGGUGAAAAUGUUUUUUUGUUUUUAUAUCCCAUAGAGUGCUUUGUGUGACCCACCCAGUGGCUGAAUGUAGGUAUAGAUAGACAUGAGAAAGAUACCCUGGACUCCAGACAUUCUUGGCUCAUAGUGACCAGUGAGAAAUACAACGGUUUAUGGCAAAAUCCCAUGUACUUAGCUCUUGGAUGGUCUCUCACUUAUAACAUGUUGUACUGCUGGCUAGUUUACUGACGGAACAUUGAGCCCUAUACAAAUAUUUAUACAGGUUUGUUUCUUUGUAAUAUAAGUAUUAACAUGGCUGUUUUACUGUUACUUUACUGUUAAUAAAAUUUUAUUUACCACCUAUG
This is a messenger RNA of Pseudophryne corroboree (corroboree frog), 2857 nucleotides long. RefSeq names its product protein phosphatase 1 regulatory inhibitor subunit 14A (gene PPP1R14A). The transcript is spliced from 4 exons. NCBI's taxonomy places the organism in Eukaryota, Metazoa, Chordata, Amphibia, Anura, Myobatrachidae. Gene Ontology annotation, molecular function: protein serine/threonine phosphatase inhibitor activity. The coding region runs from base 596 to 1012 and encodes 138 amino acids. Gene Ontology annotation, cellular component: cytoplasm. The record is from RefSeq and is a predicted model, not a curated record. Gene Ontology annotation, biological process: regulation of phosphorylation.